GAACAGGGUACGGAGCUAGCAGCUUUAGCCCAAUGUCUAAAUGAGGAGGCAAUAUAUGGGAGACGUGCGGUCUGUCUGCAGAAUGGAAGGCCGGUUUCGGUGUUUUUUGUGCGCAAAGGGCAUUUGCUUGUGCUCAGGGAAAUCACUUUGGAGGUAUGGCGUGGUGGGAACAGAGGCUGUCGUUCGAAGGAAAUACUUAUCUGGCUUAUCCGAUAAGGGAGUUCUCGUCUCUCCUUUUGAUUUCUCUUUGAUUUAUAGUAGAGCGUUGAAGUUGGAAGACAUUUUUUAGUAGCUCUCUAAUCCAUCUGAAAGAGGACCCUCGCGGCCCAGAUUUCACUC
Molecule: messenger RNA, 339 nt
Organism: Amoebophrya sp. A25
Lineage: Eukaryota; Dinophyceae; Syndiniales; Amoebophryaceae
Source: the annotation of a GenBank genome assembly